CGCGGUCUAACAUCCUUCGUAUGCAAGGCCGCUCAUCUAUCAGUCCUCCCGCAAGCGGUGUUACAGACCCUCUUCGAAAAUCACGUAAAUAGCCUUAAGGUUUUACACGGGUUUGCCACCGGAUUCUCCUUCGGCGCAGACGUCUUGCCCUUCUUUGGGGCACUCGACAACAUUGAGUGCUUGACGACCGGUCCAACCUCACUACCUAGUCAUGCACCGUCAUGUGCAGCGAUAGUCGAAGGAUUAUUGUCGAAGUCACAAAAACGCCUGUUUCCGAAACUGCGCAGCCUUUACACGCCCAUGGUGGAAAACCACAACGUGCUAUUUGACCUGUUGGUCCAGUGCGAGCUUCCCAGCUUACGCCACCUUCAGGUAUCAAGCUGGGAUCGUAACUCGCUCCGCCUUUUCCUGACGCAACAUGGGUCCAAGCUGAAUUAUCUCGAGCUGAAAUAUUCGUGGACGGAGGAGACGCUCGCCAAUAAGUUCAUCCACGCACGACCCCCCAAGAACGAGCCACCGGUGUUAUUAAGCUUGAUCUCACUCUGUCCGAAUCUGGAAGAGUUGACUCUGCAUGAUGGCUAUUCGUUUGGUCUUGUCGGGCAAGCGGGACCAGCUUGGGCGCAUCCCCGACUUCGUACUAUCCGAAUGGGUUGCAGCUCCUUGGAAGGAUCAUGGGCAUUCCCAGAACAUCAGCCGGAACCAGCCUCAUGGUGUCUCACCACACGCAGGACAGUCCAAUGCAGCACCGAGGUCUUGCAGAAGUCGGAUUGGCGGCGCAUACUGCCCAAGCUGGAGAGGUUUGUGGUUUGGCCACCGACGAGGCCCAUCCUCCCUGACGAGGAAGAUGUCGACGGGGACGUACAUGACGCAACACUCCGCGCGAUGAGCGGCUGGCAGGUAGUAGAUUAUUGGAACAGUUUCCUGCCGGCUCAAAAUCUCCGUGUCGACGUACAGAGCCUUCUGAUACAGGACUCGAGACUGCCCCGAUAGACAGCGACAACAGAGGGGCACGAAAUCUAUCACAGGUCAUAGGCGGGAUAUACUUGUACAACACCAUAGAGAC
Molecule: messenger RNA, 1063 nt
Organism: Filobasidium floriforme
Lineage: Eukaryota; Fungi; Basidiomycota; Tremellomycetes; Filobasidiales; Filobasidiaceae
Exons: 2
Coding region: 301-990 (229 amino acids)
Source: RefSeq, a predicted model, not a curated record